This is a messenger RNA of Oncorhynchus keta (chum salmon), 1661 nucleotides long. Its product is annotated as chondrolectin-like. Gene Ontology annotation, cellular component: cytoplasm. The record is from RefSeq and is a predicted model, not a curated record. The coding region runs from base 325 to 1266 and encodes 313 amino acids. The transcript has 8 exons. NCBI's taxonomy places the organism in Eukaryota, Metazoa, Chordata, Actinopteri, Salmoniformes, Salmonidae. Gene Ontology annotation, biological process: positive regulation of axonogenesis.
GAUCAAUAGGCGCUGGUGUGGGUCUCACUUUCACUCCUUCAAUCUCUCUGGUGGGCUGAAUGCACGAGCCCCCCGUUCUUCGAACACUAUUUCUGUUCUCCAGCGCGCAAGGAAGCAGGUCCAAAUCCUGAUUACAGCAUCUUGCUCACUGAAAUCCCGAAAUAUCGGGGGAAACCAUGACAACAGCAGAAACCGGAGAUUGAGAGCAGAGUUGGUUGACUGCCAGUAGAACCAGUAGAACGGGGAACUCUGAUGUGAGGGAAGAAGCAUCUUGUUUUACAAGAACAGUUUGAUUUCAAAGCCCUUGCUUUUUCUCUAUCAAGUAUGGAAUCCUCGAUGAUGCGCGCAGAGCAGAAUAUCAUGACAGUUCUAUGGGGACUGAUGGUCAUGGCCUGCAGCGGCCAUAGCGCACGAAUUGUCAGUGGUCAGACGGUGUGUCAGGGAGGGGCGGAGCAUCCAUGCUACAAGAUGGCCUACUUCCGGGACAUGACCAGCCGCGUUGCAUUCUGGGAGGCCAGAAAGGCAUGUGAGAUGGACGGCGGGUCCCUGCUGAGCAUAGAGAAUGCUGCCGAACAGAGACACAUAGAGCACCUGCUACAAGAGCUUCGGACCUCCUCAACAGCGGGGACAGAAACAGGGACUGGAGCAGGUACCGGUAACGGAGGAAUAGCAGACGGUGAUUUCUGGAUCGGGCUGACAAGGACAGAUGGAGAGAACACACAGGAACAAGAUCACUUCGCCUCCUGUCCCGACCUCUACCGCUGGACUGAUGGGAGUGUGUCACAGUUCAGGAAGUGGUAUUUUGACGAGCCGUCGUGCGGAGGGGAGGCGUGUGUAGUGAUGUACCACCAGCCCACAGCGCUCCACGGGCUGGGCGGAGCCUACAUGUACCAGUGGAACGACGACAGGUGCAACAUGAAGCACAACUUCAUCUGCAAAUACGAACCAGAGAGCCAUCUGGUGAAGGAGCAGGGGGACAGGCCUGGAGCUCGUGACCCAGAUGUGACGGUGGCACAGACAAUAGAGGUCAAACAGGCUGGUCCCAGUGAGGAGGAUGGCGCCUCACACGUAGUCAUAGCCGGACCAGGGAUGUUUCUGGUCUAUGUAAUCAUCCCCACCAUCCCUCUGCUGCUGCUCAUCCUGGUGGCUUCUGGGACUUGCUGUUUCCAAAUGUUCAGCAAGAGCAAACCGGGGACAAAAACCAGUGUUAACCAAUCAACACUCUGGAUAUCCAAGAGCCCUAAGACGGACAGCAUGGAAGUAUGAACGGCAUGUGGCAUCACAAACAAGAUCCUCGGAAUGAACGGAACCAACAGAAUGAUAAAGCCUAUCCUCUGAUACUAUCCCCUGUUCCAAAUACCUCUAACCAUUCACCUCAACCAAUGACCAGCUCUCGUCUUCCACGUGUCUUUUGUCCAGUUUGUUCAUGUCUCUACCACUCCUCUCCACCACCCCAUCCUCCUCCCCUCCACCCCAUCCUCCUCUCCACCACCCCAUCCUCCUCCCCUCCACCCCAUCCUCCUCUCCCUCCACCCCAUCCUCCUCUCCACCACCCCAUCCUCCUCUCCUCCACCCCAUCCUCCUCCCUCCACCCAUCCUACUCUCCACCACCCCAUCCUCCUCCCCUCCACCCCAUCCUCCUCUCCACCACCCCAUCCUCC